AUGUUUUUUGUCGCCUUCGGAGCCAUGUUUGGUGCCUUCAUACUUACGGUACUUUUUGUCGGGGUUCACGCUGAGGACUGCGAAGAGGGAUGGACGCCUUAUAAAGUGAUGAACAGCUGCUACAAGAUGGUUAACGGACAGGCAUUCUGGCACGCCGAAGCCGAGUGCGCGGAGCAAGGAGCGCAUCUGACGUCAAUUUUGAAUGACGAGGAGAACCAGUUCAUUGAAGACAUGAUUUCAACGAAAAUCCCCGGAAACGAUGCCUGGGUUGGCGCGAUGGUGAUGACGCGCAACGACACGCAACACUAUUGGAUGGACGGGUCGCCGGUAAGCCAAAAAGUUGGCAAAUGGGCCGUUGAAGUCCUCGACAAAACGAUGACACGGUUUUGCAUUCUUAAAAACGGAGACGGCCGAUUCGAGCAAAAGUCGUGCACCGACUUGAACAAAGGGAUCUGCAAGCGGCCAAUGGGCCAAGCUGCGGUGACCCCUCCGUCGAAAAGUGGUGAAGGCCAGGAGACAUGCAUUGAAAUUGCGGCAGCUGCGGGCAGCCAUUCGACUUACCUUGGAGCCAAGCGCGACAGUAGUGGCCAGUUUCAAUGGAUCGACGGCUCCACUUGGGACUACGCCUUUUGGACAUCCUACGGGCGACCCGACGAGUUCAAGACGUUUAAUUGCCUUGUGACUUCCGACACGGUUGAGCCCAACAGCCACGACAGCCAUCGUUGGGCUGCCCGGGAUUGUGACGAAGUGCGAGCAACCUUAUGCAAAAAGCCUGGAAACCCGAAGCCGACUGCU
Mesorhabditis spiculigera is the source of this 795-nucleotide messenger RNA. NCBI's taxonomy places the organism in Eukaryota, Metazoa, Nematoda, Chromadorea, Rhabditida, Rhabditidae. The record is from the annotation of a GenBank genome assembly.